UUUCAUUAUGGAUUUACAGUAUUAUGAUGUAUUCUGUAAGUCGGGUACCUGAGCCUAAUGUUCACUAGCAAUAGGUACUUUGGUAACUAACGUAGAAAAUACGUCAAAUCCGACGGCGUGGGGACAGCUGCUAGCCCCGCUAGUUGCGUGCUUAGUACGGUGCGGUGGAAUAAGUCGCACAACUUUAUUAGAUCAUGGAUGUAUAAACGGAAUGUUUCCGUAUUGCUAAAAGCCUCGCCACUUUUUUAUAUCUAAUCUAAUAUUUUAAUCCCCGUCUCGAUCCGUCUAAAGAGAAGUGAAUAAGUGAGGGGUAAUCUUAGAAGAGAAAAUGCCAAAACCACAGGUCGACUAUACACUAUACCUAGUAACGGACUCGACGCCGGCGAUCCUAGGUAACGCUGAUCUAUGCGAUGUCGUCGAGAAGGCACUGCGUGGCGGCGUGACGUGUGUGCAGUAUCGCGAUAAGACGAGUGAUACGGGGAUUCUUAUUAGUACAGCGAGGAAGUUGCAUGGUAUUACGAGGAGGUUCAAUGUUCCGCUGUUGAUUAACGAUCGUGUGGAUGUUGCGCUCGCGGUUGGGUGUGAGGGCGUGCAUAUUGGACAGGAUGAUAUUGAUUUACCGACGGCAAGGAGGCUUUUAGGGGAGGAUAAGAUUAUUGGUGUUACGGCGAAUAGUGUCGCUGAGGCAGAAGUGGCAGCGAAAGGAGGAGCUGAUUACUUGGGUGUUGGGACGGUGUUUGCCACGGCUACAAAAGAGAACACAAAAAGCAUCAUUGGCAUAGAAGGUCUUCAGGAGGUUCUCCUCAAGAUCGCAGCUGAAAAAUGGCCCGUGAAAACGGUAUGUAUUGGUGGCAUCAAUGCAUCCAAUGUCUCGCGUGUGGUAUGGCAGAGCGCAGGGAACGGCAAAUCACUCGAUGGUGUCGCGGUCGUGAGCGCUAUCAUGGCAGCCAAAGACCCUGAAGCAGUUUCAAAAGAGCUUCUUCAGCUCGUCAAAUCACCUCCCGCAUUUGCGAAAUCUGCGGUUGUGCCAGGACAGCAAUCGAGGUCGCCACAGGAGAUCUUGUCCCUGGUGCCAUAUAUAAUCAAAUCCGUAGACGGUAAGAAACCGCUAUCGCAUAACAUGACGAAUUUGGUGGUACAGAAUUUCGCAGCAAAUGUGGCUUUAAGCGUAGGUGCGAGCCCGAUCAUGGCAAACUACGGAGAGGAGGCGAAGGACCUAGCACAGUUAGGCGGCGCUCUAGUCAUAAAUAUGGGCACGGUUACACCGGAUGGAUUGACGAAUUAUUUGAAGGCGCUGAAGGCGUAUAACGAUGCUGGGCAGCCGGUGGUGUUCGAUCCCGUCGGUGCUGGAGCAACUGCCAUUAGGCGAUCAGCUGUUAAGACUAUCCUUGGCGGUGGCUUCGUGGAUGUUCUGAAGGGCAACCAGUCGGAAAUUCUAUCUUGUACACCUGGUGGAUCCAAGAUUCAGCAACGAGGCGUCGAUAGUGGUCCCGGUAAUCAGAACCUUAAGGAGUUAGGGCCCGCAAUUAAGGAGCUGGCCAAACUCCGUAGACAUGUUGUUGUGAUGACCGGGAAGACAGAUUUAGUCACAGCUGGAGACACGGUAUACGCCGUAGACAAUGGCCACGAGUACCUGGGCAUGGUAACGGGUACAGGAUGUUGCCUUGGAACAACUAUCUCUGCUAUGAUUGCGGCGCACCCAAAUGACAAACUUGCAGCAGUGAUAACAGGUUUGCUUCAGUAUAGCAUCGCAGCGGAAAUUGCAGCGGAACGGGAUGAUGUGAAAGGACCAGGUACCUUUGUCCCGGCAUUUAUCGACGAAUUGUAUAAUGUAAGAAAAGCCACAGUUAAAGGAGAUCAAGGAUGGUUGAAGAGGGCAAAGGUUUCGGUGGUAUCUUGAAUACCAGAUAUCUUAAUACUAUGACGGAUAGAGGUAGAUUUCUUGGGUACACACUCUGGGCUGUAAUUCCCUCCUUUUUGAUAUAAUUGUAUUCAUCUCUCAACAAUUACGAUGUACCUUGA
This is a messenger RNA of Hypoxylon trugodes, 2022 nucleotides long. Its product is annotated as TMP-TENI-domain-containing protein. Gene Ontology annotation, biological process: thiamine biosynthetic process. The record is from RefSeq and is a predicted model, not a curated record. Gene Ontology annotation, cellular component: cytoplasm. Gene Ontology annotation, molecular function: thiamine-phosphate diphosphorylase activity; hydroxyethylthiazole kinase activity; ATP binding. NCBI's taxonomy places the organism in Eukaryota, Fungi, Ascomycota, Sordariomycetes, Xylariales, Hypoxylaceae. The transcript is spliced from 4 exons. The coding region runs from base 329 to 1900 and encodes 523 amino acids.